Rangifer tarandus platyrhynchus (Svalbard reindeer) is the source of this 477-nucleotide messenger RNA. Lineage: Eukaryota; Metazoa; Chordata; Mammalia; Artiodactyla; Cervidae. The record is from the annotation of a GenBank genome assembly.
AUGAGCACUUCAAGGCUCCCUGUGUUUGACACAUCCCCCCGCCACCGCCACCCGCCCCAGGUGUCCCUGCAGGCUUACUUUGCCACCGAGGCCUUGGCCAAGGCCACCUCUGAGCGCAUGUUCCACUGGCUGGUCCUGAGCAUCAAGAAGGCUCUGGACAAGACCAAGAGGCAGGAUAUCUCAUUCAUAGGGAUCCUGGACAUCACUGGCUUCAAGAUCUUUGAUAUGAGCUUCUCUCCCUUGAGCCCCCUCCUACCUCCCAAGCCUCUGGGGCUGCCUUUUCCAGACAUCCCUGAAUAUCUGCAGGUGAGGGUUGGGGAAUUGUCGGGAGUGUGGCACAGCCCCCUGGGUGAGGGCCACACCUGUAGGCAUUGUUGGCUUUGUUACUGCCAAAGUAAUGGGCAGCGAGUGGCAGAGCUGACUUCACACCACCUGGCACACAGCCUCCAGUGGCUGGAUCCCAGGGCCUGGACCUAA